Onychomys torridus (southern grasshopper mouse) is the source of this 3617-nucleotide messenger RNA. It is a transcript of the gene Arhgap18, whose product is annotated as Rho GTPase activating protein 18. Gene Ontology annotation, cellular component: cytoplasm. Gene Ontology annotation, molecular function: GTPase activator activity. Gene Ontology annotation, biological process: regulation of small GTPase mediated signal transduction; regulation of actin filament polymerization; signal transduction. The transcript is spliced from 15 exons. The record is from RefSeq and is a predicted model, not a curated record. Bases 67 to 2064 code for a protein of 665 amino acids. Lineage: Eukaryota; Metazoa; Chordata; Mammalia; Rodentia; Cricetidae.
AAGGCGAGACAGGAACUUCAUUCCUCCCUGUGUCAGGAUUCCAGAAAUUAUGCCCCUUCUCUCAUCAUGAGCUGGCUCUCGAGUUCCCCGGGAGUUGUGCUAACCGCUUACCACCCCAGCGGCAAGGACCAGGUCGUUGGGGAGAGCCAUGCAAAGGGAGGCGACGAAGCCACCUCCAGUCGCAGAUAUGGCCAGUACACCAUGAACCAAGAAAGUUCUACCAAAGUUACAGAGAGGCCUCCAUUUGAUCGAUCAAGUUCCCAGGAUUCUUUGGAUGAAGUAUCAAUGGAGGACUACUGGACGGAACUAGAAAAUAUCAAAAGGUCUAAUGAAAAUCGCCAAGAAGGUCAAGAGGCCGUCGUUGUCAAAGAGCCUGAUGAGGGAGAACUGGAAGAAGAAUGGCUCAAAGAGGCUGGGUUGUCCAACCUCUUUGGAGAGUCUGCCGAUGACCCCCAGGAAAGCAUGGUGUUCUUAGCCACACUGACCCGGACACAGGCAGCAGCUGUUCAGAAACGGUUAGAAACGGUCUCGCAGACCUUGAGGAAGAAAAACAAACAGUACCACAUUCCUGACGUCAGAGACAUAUUUGCUCAACAGAGAGAAGCACGAGAAAAAUCUCCAGAUGGCUCAGAACCGCAGUCAGUCGGAACGAACGAAAGCAAAUGCCAAGGAAAAGACGACCAGGCAACUAGUGGGGCUGUUGAUAACAAGGAGCUGAUCCCACGGGUGCCUGAGGACACACCUGCCUCUGAAACAGACAUCAACUUGGAGGUGUCCUUUGCAGAGCAAGCUGUCAAUCAGAAAGAACUCAGCAAGGAGAGGAUGCAGAAGAUGAGAGGCAAUGAUGCCUCAUUGCCUAGUUUCAGAGUGCCAAAAGAUAAAACAGGUACUACAAGGAUUGGAGACUUGGCCCCCCAAGACAUGAAGAAAGUCUGCCAUCUAGCUCUGAUUGAACUCACUGCCCUGUAUGAAGUGUUGGGUGUGGAGCUCAAACAACAGAAAGCUGUGAAAAUUAAAACAAAAGACUCUGGUCUUUUUGGUGUUCCAUUAACCAUGUUGUUAGAACAAGAUCAAAGGAAAGUGCCAGGAACUCGAAUACCCUUGAUCUUUCAAAAACUCGUUUCUCGGAUUGAAGAAGGUAGUCUGGAAACGGAAGGCCUCCUACGAAUACCGGGAGCUGCCAUGAGAAUCAAGAAUCUUUGCCAAGAACUAGAAGCGAAGUUUUAUGAAGGGACUUUCAACUGGGAAAGUGUCAAACAGCAUGACGCAGCCAGCCUGUUGAAGCUCUUUCUCAGAGAGCUGCCCCAGCCACUGCUGAGUGUAGAGUAUCUCAAAGCCUUCCAAGCUGUCCAGAAUCUUCCAACCAAAAAGCAACAAUUGCAGGCUUUGAACCUCCUUGUCAUCCUUCUACCUGAUGCAAACAGAGACACACUGAAGGCCUUGCUUGAAUUUCUGCAACAAGUCAUUGAUAAUAAAGAGAAGAAUAAAAUGACUAUUGUGAAUGUAGCAAUGGUCAUGGCCCCGAAUCUGUUCAUGUGCCAUACACUGGGUUUGAAGUCCAGUGAACAGCGAGAAUUUGAAAUGGCUGCUGGGACGGCAAAUGUCAUGCACUUAUUGAUUAAGUACCAGAAACUUCUAUGGACAAUUCCAAAGUUUAUCGUAAACCAAGUGAGGAAGCAAAAUACUGAAAAUCAAAAAAAGGAAAAGAGAGCCAUGAAGAAAUUGCUGAAGAAAAUGGCUUAUGAUCGGGAAAAACAUGAAAAGCAAGAUAAACCUACAAAUGAUGCUGACGUUCCUCAAGGAGUGAUUCGAGUGCAAGCUCCCCAUCUUUCCAAAGUUUCCAUGGCAAUACAGCUAACUGAGGAACUCAAAGCCAGCGAUGUGCUUGCCAGGUUCCUCAGCCAAGAAAGUGGGGUUGCCCAGACACUUAAGAAAGGAGAAGUUUUCCUGUAUGAAAUCGGAGGCAAUAUUGGGGAACGCUGCCUUGAUGAGGACACAUACAUGAAGGACUUACACCAACUGAACCCAAAUGCCGAGUGGGUCAUAAAAUCCAAGCCACGGUAGAAGACUAACUGGAGGACUAGUAUCAUCAUUCUUGCUGGGUCAAGAGUGUCAAUAAAAGUUGCAGGUUUCUUAAUUAUUCAGUUGUACCCAGUUAUUACGAAGUGACACCCCCAAGCCUUAAAAUUAUAGAUUUUUGUGGCUGCCAUAAUUGUUAAUUAUUAUUCUUAAAAAAUAUUUUUCGAGUAAGAGGAAAGGGGUUUAAUUAGCUUGUGGGCUGUUUAUACACACUUUAAAAUGUGUUCAGAUGUGACAGCUGUUUUUUUUUGUUUUUUUUUUUUCUAUGAAAUAAAUUCUCUACCUUUUUUUUUUUUUUUUUUGGUACUGGGUGUUGAACCAGAACUUUGCUCAUGAUGGGCAACUGCUUUAUGACACCUAGUGAUAUCUCCAGCAGAUUAAGUAAUCUUUACUAAUAGAUUUACCAAUGAAGUUUUGGCUUAUUUACAUUUUAAGAAUGUUGUCUCCCCUUUCUUACCUCUUCUUAUCUACCUUUCCUCAAUAAAAUUUGCUUUUUUAACCAGAAAGAGAUAGUUAAUAUCAGGUAUGGAAUGCUAUGAAGGCAAACUCAACUCAACAGAAUUCUUGUGACCAUAAACUGUUAGCAUUCAUGGCUUUGGAUCCUCUGUCUACAGAGUCCUUCCUGCAGCAUCCCAGACAGUUAUUUUUUCAGCUUAUCUGUCAUAUGUGCAUGAAUCUGUAUCCAUCAUCAAAACCCAAACUGUCAGGAAUGUCCAAUCAUCACCAAAGCAUGAAAUGCUUAAAUACUCAGGAGAUAUAAUAUGGAUCCACACAGAAUAACUGGAUCACUUCUGACCACAAUGUGAAAAGCCAGAUCACUUUGUGUGUACCACACUCUUCCAGAUGGAAUCUGAAAAGUAACAUAUCAGGUUGCCUGGCAACAUUAUCAAUAUCAUAAUAGUACAGUCUGGAACAAUUGGAGAAUGCAUUGUGAAAUGGCACUUUCCAUACACCCCCUCCCCCAAGAAUGAGUCUUCUGAGUGUGACAAUCACUGAUGUGAGCAAUUUUGCCUGUUUUCAUAUUUUAAAUCAUCGGAGUCAGUUUGUUAAGAUGUUAUGGAAAGUAUUAUUCCCAGGGCUUUUCGUGCACAGACCACACUGUGACAAAACCCGGACCUCUGCUGUAAAUAAGACAUGAAAUAAGAGCAAUGCUCGCUGUUUCAUAAGGGUAGAGUGUCACUGAUAAAAGAUGGCAUGUGUAGAUGAGGCACCGAUGCGCUGAUGACACUGUUCAUAGUUCUUUAGGGGAAGCUCCACGUCCUCAGAAGCUCUUGCUGUCACUCUGAUUAGAAAGGAAAGUGCCGUUAAUGAGAACAGAGAAAUGUUCAGCAUGUAAUUACAAGAGCAGCCUGUGGAUAGAUGCUUCAGUAACACCAUGGUGAUUCGUACCAUUGCUUUUUUUAUUUAAAGAAAUUUUAUAAUUAAAUGUCUUUUUCUAAACGAUCUACUCUUGGAAUUAUUACUUUUAUUCCAGUGUGUUCAUGGGUCUCCUUUUGUCUUUUUAAAUUAUUUUAAUUAACGGUCUGUUUUCAUUGUAA